AUGAUCGCAGGUGCCGCCGCCGAUUGCCAGCCCAUCACGUGGGAAAUUUUCCAAAGUCGAGACCCUCACAGACGCCAACGCCCAAGACGCACGUUACAAGACGACGUAACAGCCUACUCAGGACGUGGAGAUUCGCCAUCCCUCGAAGACACGGGGCCAGUUUCCUCGAAGGAGCGCUUCAACGGUAUCCGACUACCAUUGCAAGUCUGCUCAUGGACCAGGGCCAUGGCCCUGAAGACUUUCCAUCCUCUUCGCUACCGCAGCAAACGCCGCAUAGUGGCGUGUCCCCCACUCUAUGAAAAGAUCGUCGUUAAAUUCAAGGAGGAUUGUGUUUGGGCAUGCCCAGCAGUUGAUAUCUUCCAAAUCAUGAACGUCGACAUCGAGACCAAAUUUACGCAGCCGUGGCCGUUUGCCCAACCGAGCGGCCAGCAGGUCUCCUCACGCUCUCAGCCUAGCGCGACGGCCAACGGAAUCCUCCGGGUCGUCCAAAAUGUCAGAUUCGACUGGUUCGGUUCAGAUGUCCCAAACCCAGAAGAGCUGUCCGGCGCGCUUGAGUGGUUCCUCUCCCCGCCGAGCAUCAAGCGAGUCUACAUGGACAAGUACAUGACGCAUCCCAGUUAUGGCAUGGCCGAGUACUUGAGUUCGGAACGCUUUCGGCUCGGCUCUCGCAAGCAUGGACCCGAAGAUCUCCACCUCGUCGGGCUACCGGACGAAAUCACCUCUCUUCUUCAAAGUCCGACGACGGACAAGGCCCCGUGGAAGGCGCUGCAGAGUAGGAGAAUUCCAGUUGUAGUUCGCCAUUGGGGUUUUGGUCAGGAGAAUGUCCCGCUGGAGCUUUUCCUUGACGAGAAGGAUGAGAUCUGCUUUCGGCUCUUCUGUCAACAGUCCCUCCAUGUUGUGGAGUUGGUCCUGGGGUGGGGGCCAUGCAGAGUCAAGCUCGAAGGGAAGGAGGGACUGAGAAAAGACGUCGAGGUUGAAAGUCGAGACGUGGCUUCGGUAAGGGCUAUGAGGAAGAGCUUCUAG
Molecule: messenger RNA, 1023 nt
Organism: Colletotrichum fioriniae
Lineage: Eukaryota; Fungi; Ascomycota; Sordariomycetes; Glomerellales; Glomerellaceae
Source: RefSeq, a predicted model, not a curated record